GAAUUGAAGACACCACAGUUUGUCAGCGACGACGACGUAGACGAAAUUGGCUUUGUCCUUUUUCAAUUUCACUGAGAAAAAAAUCAUUUUAACGAACUACUAACGAAUUAAAAAUGUGGUUCUUCUUUCUACUUUCGUGGCUAGCAACUGCAAUUCAAGUAUGCCUCGCUACACUUGCAUUAGCUGCUGGGCUAUAUUACAUGGCAGAACUAGUUGAAGAAUAUACAGUCAUGGCUGCAAAGUGCAUCAAGUGGCUUCACAUAGGUACAGCAGCAAUAUAUAUUGGUUUGAUUUUGUUUGAAGAUCUACCAUACUCGCUCACGUUUGUUGGACUUUUCUCAGUCUUCAUGUACUCUCUUAUGCUGAAGAAUUUUCCUUUCAUCGAGCUUACAUCACCCACAUUUAUCAUUAGCUGUGUUCUGGUAAUUGUGAACCAUUACUUUGCAUUCAGCUAUUUUUCAGAUGUAUGGCACCCCUUUUCCGAGGUCUUGGCUUAUUUUACACUGUGUCUGUGGUUGGUUCCCUUUGCAUUCUUUGUAUCGCUGUCAGCAGGAGACAAUGUACUACCUACAAUGCAAAGACCAGAAUUAGAGAAAAAGGAUGAUGUCGUUUCAAGCUACUUCAACAGAAAGUCAAAGAGGAAUGGUCUGCUAGCCGGCUUCAACUUUGUCAAGGAAUCGGUCCUGCCUCAGCGAAGCAAAGCUUUCUGAAAAAGUAAAUUUGUACUGCUCAGACACACACAGGGUGUGACAUUGGACAGAAUUAUUCUACUAUUAGCAUUAUGACAUCAUCAUGGUACUACUACUACUUUGUGAUAACAUGACUGCAUAUGCCUCUGAGGUGUGUUUCUUUUUCUAACAGCUUGUUGAUGUGUUUGAACCAUUGACUAUUUGCAGGCAGCUGUGUGAAUGCUGGAAUGGACCGUACUGAACAUCCAUUUUCACAUGUAUAUGAGAUACAUCGGAUAAGAAGUAUGUACAGUAAGAAGUAUGUGUGUUGACUCGAGCCUUACGUCGGAUAUUAUACAACCAUGGAGCCAUCUUACGUACAUCAAGAGAUGAAUGUGCUUUAGAUAGAUUUUUUUUCAGAUUUAAUCUGACGUUUUUAUGUUUUAGAGCUAUUUCAUUAACGCCUGCCCUCGCUUUAAGUUUUGAUUCCCCAAACAUGUACUGUUCCACUUCAUUACUACAAUGUAUGAAUGUGUUUGUCCUGCAUCUGUAUGGUGUGCAUGAUAUGAAGUUUUAAAAAUGUGUUUUAUUGGAUGUAUUUGACAGAUAUGAAAAGAAUAAUUUUAGGGUGCCCGAUCAAAAUUUGAAAAAAAAAAACAUUUUUUCCUGUUUUUAGGUAAAAAAACACUUCUCAAUUAUGAAAUGGGCUGAAAUUUUUUUCAGGAAAUUAUCCUUGUAUGUAGCUUUCUGAAAACCUAUUACUAAAUUUGUAAGAUGAGUGUCCAAGUGGUUCUUUUUUAAAGGGGGGGGGGGACACAGAGGGCACAAGAGAUCCAAAAAUUUAACAAUUUUCACCAAGCCCCAAUACAUGAAGAAAAAAAAGACUCAACAGCCACUACAAAUACUUGAGUAUGUUUCACAUUAUCAACUCUUUACUGAAGAGUAUUUUAAGAAUAAGAAUUUCAAGAGAAAGUCUUUAUAAUUAAAGUGAUUUUUUUUAUUUUUAUGGCAAGUUCUGACAAUAAGCAAGGUAAAUGUCAUGAAAUAGUGAAAAAUGGAAAAACGAGAGAAGCCAAAAUCACAAAAGGUUUAUGAAAAUGUAUGCAUAUGAAUGAGGAGUGUCUGGUUAGAUUUGGCGACAGGUCAAAGAGGUCAUUAUUUGAAAGUGUAGAAAUCUGGUCUUGUGUGCUGCGUGCAGACGAGAAUCCUUGUUCCUUUUUGGUAUAAAACCCUUUGUCCAUUAUUAAACUGGCUGAAAAUUUUAGGAUACAAUCUUUUUGUUUUAUUUAUGCAAUCACUAAAUUUAUAAGAAAAGUGUUCAAAAAGCCUUUCGAAAAUACAAAUUAAAACAUUACUGAGAGAGCUCGUAUGUAAAAAGUUUCACCCCAAAAAUAACUAAUGGGGGGAGAGAUUUAAUACUUUCAAAAUUUGAAUGUUAGAUGAUACUCCAAUUCCAAUAUAAUUCACAUUAUUGAACUUGUAGCAAAGCUGUAGCCAGGCACUUUAAAAAUGCUGUCAACUGAACAAAAACAUUGGCAGUUCCAAACACUAAAAAUAUAGAUUUUCUUGCUAUUCUUGCUUUGCACCUAGUCAAACACAUGUAUUUAAAUUUGAUGGACAGGGAUAAUAACUGCACACUCUCAUGAAAAAUAAUAUAAUAUGCGGUUUCAUUUUGCACAAGUAUCUUGCCAUACAAAAUGUAUGAACACAACUACACCACAAAAUUUUCUACUCAGAUUAAGCUAAUCAAGCUAAUCUCAGAUUAGCUUGCAAGUUCCUUGUCUUGUAUUGAAAAUAAGAAUUUAAAAUCAUAAUUAUACCUGUCGAGAAUUAUGCAUUAUAAAUUCGCUCAAAUACCCCAAAUUAUUCUGUCUCAGUAUGUUUUUUUUUUCAACUCAUGUGUAGAAUAACAUCUGUUUAUGAAUUGUAAAGAAAAUUCAUUUGCAAAGAGAUUUUGUAAAAAAAAAGUUUUUGCAUACAUUUUACAUGCACUACUAAGAACUAUUAUAUCAUAUGAAAUCCCCUAACUUUAGCCAUUUGGCGUUGUAUAUGCGCAAUGAUGGAUACUAAACACAGCUACGGUAAUUACAGGUAAGUCCCAUGCCUUUUGAUUGAAAAGUGGCUGAUUUCCAUCACUAUGUGAAAAAAAGGUUGCAGUGCGAGGUAUUUUCACAAAUUGACUGUUGUGUUUAAGCUCAUUAUUUCCAAUAUUGAAUAUUAUGCAUGUAAACACACAUAGAAAUAAUAAGUGAAAAAUCUCAUGAUAUAAAUCUCAUUCAAACUUUAAGGAUUAAAUAGGUGUAUAUUGAGCCCUUGAUCUCUGGAAGCGAUUGACUAAAAAAAAAUUUAAUGAUUGCACACUUGUCCAUCAAUUUGUUAAAUCAGAGGUGUUAGGAAUGCCAUUGAUGCAUGCUUUCAAUUUAUGCAAAUGCAUUCAACUUUGUGCAAGUCAUUAACAAAUAAUAUAUAACCCAUAUCUUACUAACUUAGUGAAUAAUCCCAAUUUUAAUAUGUUAUGAUACAAUGGUUUUUUACUAUAAAAAAAAACAACCUUUUUUGUUUGUACAAAUUUUAAGUUUUCAUUUUAUUUUCAUAUAAAUCUCUCACAACUAUUUACAGACUAGUAAUAGUAAUAUGGAUGUUAUUUGACAUUGUGUGUACUCCAUGUUCUAUGUCCCAUAUUCUCAAGUUCAUUUUAAUUCAGGCCAUAGUCUAAAUGCUAACAUUAUGGAAAGCGAAAAAUGUCUUGCUAAAUAUUUUACAUUUCUUAUGUUUACUGUCUUCUUUCCCAUUUUGUUAUUGUGAAGAAACUAAGUAGUUAUUCUUGACAGGCAGUUAUAUGGUUUGAGUGUGAAAUGAGCUUAUAAAUUGAACAUGUAUUUUUAAAGAUUUGUAACACAGUUGGCUAUCCAUAGUUACACAAAUGCAAAUUUCUCUGGUCUGAUUGUCAAUUUGCUAUCGUCUAAACCACAACUUUAGGCCAGAUUUUAAAUGAAACCUGAAUUGAGAAUAUGGGCCUAUAGUUUUCACUUACUGUUAUUGUUUUCAUAUUUUAGUGCAAAUUUACGCGAAGCCCCCUAAAUUAUUUGGCAAUAAAUAUGCUACAUCUUGUUAAACAAAAUACAGUAGACAUCUCCUGUGCUUUUUCUCACUUUUAAACUGUAUGAUUUGAAGAAAUAUUGAUGUAAAAAUGCUGGAUUCAUUGUGAUAGAUAUGCAAUUUAAUAAAGUUGAUUAAAAAAAAGUA
Messenger RNA from Lytechinus pictus (painted urchin), 3914 nucleotides. RefSeq names its product protein TEX261-like. Gene Ontology annotation, biological process: endoplasmic reticulum to Golgi vesicle-mediated transport. The record is from RefSeq and is a predicted model, not a curated record. Bases 114 to 710 code for a protein of 198 amino acids. Gene Ontology annotation, cellular component: Golgi membrane; endoplasmic reticulum membrane; COPII-coated ER to Golgi transport vesicle. Gene Ontology annotation, molecular function: COPII receptor activity. Lineage: Eukaryota; Metazoa; Echinodermata; Echinoidea; Temnopleuroida; Toxopneustidae. The transcript is spliced from 6 exons.